This is a messenger RNA of Molossus molossus (Pallas's mastiff bat), 1301 nucleotides long. RefSeq names its product chromosome unknown C16orf46 homolog (gene CUNH16orf46). Bases 42 to 1238 code for a protein of 398 amino acids. Lineage: Eukaryota; Metazoa; Chordata; Mammalia; Chiroptera; Molossidae. The transcript has 2 exons. The record is from RefSeq and is a predicted model, not a curated record.
GAUGUUAAAAACUUUAAGCAACCAUCAGGGUAAUCACAGUAAUGGAUCUCUGUCAGAAAAAUGAGACGGAGUUAGAAAAUAGUGAAAAUAAUGGAAUUCAAAGCACAGAAGAAACGGAAUUAACCUGUGCUUGUCCAGAUGAAACAAGGGAAAAGAAUCAUGUUUGUUGCCUUCUCAAUAUCAGUGACAUUACACUCGAACAAGAUGGAAAAGCCAACAAGUUUGUUAUGGGAACUGGAUGGGAAGAAGCAGUUCAAGGCUGGGGAAACACUUCUCCAACUGCCUGCAUCUGGCCCAGGAAGAAGCUUAAGAAGCCGAAGGUGGGAGAAAGUGCGAGCAGCUGCUUACUUUGUGUCAGUCUCUCUCAGGGGAUCCCGGAGUUCAAGCCUCAGCCUGAAGCUGGGAAGUUGGAGUCAGGGGCUCUGGCUGAGGCAGGCGCAGAGAAGGAUCGGGGCAUCCCCUCCCAGACUCACAGCUCCCCAGGAGGCCCCACCACUGCCACCAGGAAGAUUAGCAACGUGUGCUUUCCUUCCUACAAUCCGGGAGAGAAAGACAGUCAGCAAAGAAAGGAGUUUAUGUGGUGCAUGGAAGAGUGGGCUGUCCCAGAGACUGUAAGGGACAAGGAUCCCAGCAGAGGCGCUGACCAAGAUCCCUCCAUCUCAGACUCAUUGACUUCCAAGGCCCUUUUAGUUCUGCCUCCCCUGAAGGCUUCAGCCCCAAAUGACUCGGAUGUUCUGGGUAAGAAGAGUAAGGACUUUCUCUUGCAGCCAGAAGAGAAGGUGCUGAGUGUGGAAAAGGAUGAGUGUGUGGCCUGUGCAUAUGGAUUGAACAUAGUUGACGGGAAAGAUGGAAAGAGACCCACUGAGCUGGCCAAGCACCUUAAGGUCAAUUGCAUGCAGUCUUUUCCUCCCUCAGUGGUUGGGACAUCCCUGCUGGCCAAUCCAGAUCUGGGCUGCCUGCACUGGUCCCUCCUGCCUGAGAAAAAAUUGGUGUGCCCUCCCAAUCCCAAUAAUGUUCGCUAUCUCACCACCGUGCAGAUUUUGCAGAAGCAGAGAGUGCAAAGCUUCAAAACCAAGUUCAAAGCCAGGGAGCCUAGACCUCCCAUGAACACCCAAAAGCGCAUUCUCAAGGAGGCCAAGCCUCAUACAUUGGAGACCAAGGUGUUCCCAAGACCUCUCUUGCCGUCCCUCACAGUGAGCAGAGUGGUUAUUCCUGUCUCCACUCACAGAUUCCUCUGAAUUGCCACAAUAAUUCCCUGGGAAUAAGCACCUUUGGUAACUCAUUCAUCCUCUCUCUCUUCU